This is a messenger RNA of Effrenium voratum, 1058 nucleotides long. NCBI's taxonomy places the organism in Eukaryota, Dinophyceae, Suessiales, Symbiodiniaceae. The record is from the annotation of a GenBank genome assembly.
AUGGCAGGCGACUGCUCGCCCAGCGCUGGGGUGAAGUUCGCAGACGUGCCUAAUGGACUUGCCGCCCUGGGCAAGGUGCCUGCUGGCGGCUGGCUGCAGAUCGUGCUUUUCCUUGGUUUGGUGGAGAAGGGCUUGUACACCUAUGAUUCUACCCGCGCUCCCGGCGACUACAAAAGCGCAGGCGUGCUGGGCGUGCCCAACGGCAGCACCAUGGUGCCGGGCGAGGGCCGCAACCGGAAGCUCAAUUCCGAGCUGGCGAAUGGGCGCCUGGCCAUGAUGGCCAUCAUCGGCAUGUUCUUCCAGGACGGACUCACAGGCUCUGCUUGGGGUGACUGGGCCAACUACGCAGACUCGCCGCUGCGGGCGUUCGAGGACGAGUUGGGUGUGCAGGCGCCGGUGGGCUUCUUUGACCCGAUGGGCAUGUCCAAGGAUGGUGAUGUCACAGCUUUCCGCAGGCGCCGUGAGAGCGAGCUGAAGAACGGCCGGGUGGCGAUGUUUGCAGCCAUGGGCUUCAUCACGCCGGAGUACUUCCGGUUCCCAGGCUACCUUUCGCCUGCAAAGAGCUUGAAGUUUGCAGACGUGCCCAACGGCCUGGCGGCCCUUGGCAAGGUGCCCUUCACUGGCUGGGUCCAGAUCUUCCUGUUCUGCGGCAUGGUGGAUUUCGGCCUCUACAGGGCGGAUGACUCCCGUGACCCGGGUGACUAUGCGAAUGCAGGCAUCCUGGGAGUGCCCAACGCCAGCGGCCCCAUGAGUGAUCCGGAGGGCCGUAAGAGGAAACUCAACUCGGAGCUGGCGAACGGGCGACUGGCCAUGGUGGCCAUCACGGGCAUGCUGUUCCAGAACGGAAUGUUCGGCACCACGGGUCCAGCAAUGUGGGGCUUCUGAGGCGCUUGCCUUGAGCUUGAGAAUUGGUAACUUUUGAUUCUGAGAAUGGCACUUUGUCAAGACACUUGCAAGCGGACGGCGAAUGGCCAUUCUGCCCUGUGCACUGGAUUCAAGAGAUGCAUGCAGGUGCGGGCUCCAGGCUCUUGAAGGGAGCGAGAAGCCAUCGAGAUGUG